Molecule: messenger RNA, 6186 nt
Organism: Nerophis lumbriciformis (worm pipefish)
Lineage: Eukaryota; Metazoa; Chordata; Actinopteri; Syngnathiformes; Syngnathidae
Source: RefSeq, a predicted model, not a curated record
CGGGUCGGGGAUGAGAUCCUGCCCCAAGUGGAGGAGUUCAAUGACACAAACCUGCCUGUAUUCCCAAAGAUUUUGGAAUAUGCACGGGACAUGGGUAUUGAUCCAGAGAAAGAGCCUGAGCUCAUGUGGCUUGCCAAAGAGGCAAUGUUGGCCCGACUUCCUCCACAUUGGGUUCCUUGCCAAGAUGGAACUGGUGAUGUUUUCUAUUACGACAUUCAUUCAACCACUUCCUCGUGGGAACAUCCUUGUGAUGUUCAGUACCGCGAAAUGGUGGCUCGGGAACGCGAGCGCCUACAGCAGGCUGCUCCUCCUUUGGAGUCAGAAGUCAAACAGAAAAUGGACAAGAGAAUUACUCUUCAAGCUGAGUCCGGGAUUUCUUGUCUUGACAGUCAACUGGAGACUGAUGCUAAAGAAAAAAUAGACAGUGAAUCUACAAAGAGGUUUGCUGAUCUACCUCUACUAAUGGAGAUUAAGCAGUACGCACGGGACAUAGGUAUAGAUCCAGAGAGUGAACCUGAGCUUAUGUGGCUUGCCAAGCAAGCCAUAACUGCAAAACUGCCCCCAGGAUGGUUAGAGAGAGAAGAUGAGAGUGGAAACAUUUAUUUUCACAACUGCCAAUUAGACACAUGCAUUUGGGAGCAUCCCUCGAAAGUGCACUAUGGUAAGCUGGUCAUUAAGGAGCGCCAGCGUAUUCGGCGCAAGACUGUCGAUGGGGCGUCUACAGUAAAGAAAAGCAAGAAGAAAGUAAAAGAAAAACAGGAGGAAAAGGACAAGAGGAAAAAGACUAAGGCUGCACUCAAGAAACAUGUUAAUGUUAGUGCACAUCUGUUGGAGGAGCUGUUGGAUGCUCAAGUUUUAGCAACAGAUACUGAAAAAGAAGGGGACAAAGAGCCAAAGAGUGAAAAGGCAGUUGUUUCCAUCAGGAUGUUAGAAGAAAAUCAAAUCCAUCCAACCAGACCAGAAGAAGAGACCGAAGAGAGGGAGCAGUUCAGGGGUGAAAAUGAGCAAGGUGAUCAGAUAGCGAGAAAUGGAGAGAAAGACAAGAGGAAAGAGGCUGGUUUUGAUGGGAAUGAUGACGCAGAACCUGUCAUCAGGAAGGAGGAAACAAAAACGCAAGUUUUCCAAAUUGAGGUGAAGAGAGCAGAAGAGGGGGAGAAGUGGCAGUUGAAAAGUGAGAUGGAGAAAAAGUAUCCACCACAGAAAGACCCCAGGAACGAAGUGUUCAAGUGUUUAACUGGUAAAUCAGAGACAAUAAGACAACUCAAUCAAGAGCACCAGAAGGGAGAAGAGGAGGAAGAGAUAAAGCUGUUGAAAAAGGAAAGCCUGCUGAGAUUGCGGUGCUACCAGGAGCAGCUGAAGAAAGAGGAACAGGAAGAGAUGGAAAGAUUGAGGCUUGAGAAAGAGACAAGAAAACUUUACCAUGAAGAACAAAGGAGAGCAGAGGAGUUGGAGGCAGAAAGCCUCAUGAGGGACAAAGAAACAAGAACACAGCUGUACCAGAUGAAACUGAAGAGGGAGGAAGAGGAUGAGAUGGAGCGUUUAAGGAGGGAGAUGGAAAUUAGGACAGCUCACUAUAAGCAGGAAUUGGGUAUGAAAGAAGAGAAAGAGAUGCAACAAUUUAAAAAGGACAAGGAGAGCAGAAAGCAUCUCUGGCAGGAGGAGCUAGCAAAACAGAAGCGGGAGGAAGAAAAGCAAAUACAACAAUUAAAGGAGGCGAAAGAGAUAAGAAAACAGAUAUUUCUAGAGGCACUGAGGAAAGAGGAAGAGGAAGAAGUUGAACAGCUAAAAAGAGAAAAGGAAACAAGAAUGCAGCUCCUGAAAUUAGAAGAUAAAGUGGUGGACAGUUGUAAGAGAGAGAAAGAGAUGAGAACAAGUCUUCCUCUGGAGGAAAGGAUAAAUGAGGAGGAAGAGGAGGCCGAUAAGUUCAAACAGGACAUGGAGACCAGUAUGUAUCUUUUUCAAAAAAAGAUGAUACAAGAGGAAGAGGAGGAGAUCAAACGAUGGAAGAAAGAAAUGGCAAGGGAGGAGGAGUUGAAGAGAGAGGAAGAGGAAGAGUUGGAGGAAUUGAAGGCAGACAAAGACAUUAGAAUGUGUCAGUACUUGGAAUCGCAGCGGAGAGAUAUAGUGGUUUUCCAUGACAUGUUGACGAGUGAGGAGAUUAGCUCAGAAAUGGAGGAUGGGGGGAAAAAUCUCUCCAUGGAGGAGCUAAUGGGAGAGGGAGAAAUGCUGAUAGAUAGGGACAGGGAAGUGGCCCUCCAUUCAGAGGAGCUGGGGACAAGUGAAGAUGAGGAGAUAGAGAGAUUUAAACAUGAGGAGUCUAGAAUGUAUCCCUUUAAUGAGGAGCUGAUUCCAGAGGAAGAGGACAAAAUUAAGAAGAAGACAGAAGAAGCAAAAAUUCAGUGUCGCCAAAAUGAGUUGAGGAGAGACCAAGAGGCGGAAUUUGAGGGAUCGAGAAAAGAGGAGAUGAGAAUGAGCAUGGACAUGUGGCUCUGCAAGGAAAAGCAAGAUGAUCAGGCAGCGCAGUUGAGGAAAAAGGAAACAAAAAUGAGCUUAUACUUGGAGGAACUGAAAAAAGAGGAGGAUGAGGAGGUGAAGCGGUUGAAGACUGAAACUGAAACGAGAAUUCAUCUCCUUCAAGAGACGCUGGGGACACAGGAAGAAGAGGAGAUUGAACAAUUCAAGAAUCGUAUGGAAGCGCGACUGUGUGACCACCAGGAAAGACUCACAAGAGAGGAAGGGGAAAAGAUUGAAAAGAUGAAUACUGAAAAGCAGGUUAAAAUUGAACUGUACCAGGAGAAGCUAAGAAGGGAGGAAGAGGAGGAGGUUGCACGGAUGAAGACAGAAAAAGAUGCUAGAAUUAGCCGCUGUAGGGAAGAUUUAAAGAAAGCUGAAGAAAAAGCAUUGGAAGAGUUCAAACAAAAGGAGACAAGAUUUCAGUCUCAGAUAGAAAUGAACCUGCGCCUCUACGAAGAGAGCCUGAAGAAAAAGGAAGAAGAUGAGACAACAAGGCUGAGGACAGAGACAGAGAGAAAAAUACGCCUUCGGCGGGAUAAGCUGAAAAGAGAGGAAGUGGCGGAGGUAAACCAGUUGAAGACAGCCAAGGAGGGAAGAAUACAUCUUCGCAGGGAUGAGUUGAGUAAAGAGGAAGAGGAGACCAUGAAGAAAUUGCUAGAAGAAAGGGAAAUCAAAAUGCGUCUGAAAUUGGAAGAGCUGACUCGACUUGAUGAAGAGGAGUUGGAACGUUUUAAAAAAGAUAAAGAAAUGAGAAUGCGUCGCAGCCGGGAAGAGAUAAGAAAGGAGGAAGAUGAGGUGGAGAAGUUGAAGGAGGAGGAGAGGAGAAGAAAGAAAGAAUACGAGAUGAGAUUGUGCCUUCGCCAGCAGGAGCUGAGGCGUGAGGAAGAAGAUGAGUUGCAGCGUUUGAAGACCGCAAAGGAAAAGAGAAUGAGUCAGUGCAUGGAAGAGCUGAGGAGAGAGGAAGAGGAGGAGAUAGAGCGUUUAAGAAAUGACAUUGAGAUGCGAAUGCAUCGUCACCAGCAGGAGGCAAUGAGAGAGGAAGAACAGGAGUUGGAGCAGUUAAGGACCGCAAAGGAGGAAAGAGUGAGAGUCUACCUGGAGGAACUGCGCAGUACGGCAGAGAAGGAGAUUGAGUGUUUGAAAAGGGAGAAAGAAAUGAAGAUGCUCAUCCAUCAGAAGGAGUUUAGACGAGAGGAGGAAGAGGCAGUAGAGCUUCUGGAGACAGAAAAAAAAAGCAGAAUACAGCUCCACAUGCAAGAUAUUAGAAAAAAAGAAGCAGAGGAGUUGGAGCAAUUGAAUAAGGCAAAGGAGAUCCGAUUAAAGGCAGAGAAGGAUAAAAGAAUGCGGCUUUUCCAGGAGGAGCUUAGAAGAGAGGAGGAAGAGGACGCAGACAAGUUAAAGAGGCAAAAGGAGAUGCGAAUCCUUAUUUACCAAGAAGAACUGAGGAGAGAAGAAGAGCUGGAGGUGGGGCGUAUGAAGCGAGACAAGGGCAGUAGACUAUAUCUCUCCCAAGAGGAAUUGAGGAAGGAGGAAGAUGUUGAGGCACAACUUUUGAGAGAGCAGAACGCACAAAUUUGUCAACAUAGGGAUGAGCUGAAGAGAGAGGAAGAGGACUGGUCAAAGAGGGACAAAGUGAAGAAUAUUCGAGUGCGACAGGAAAAGCCGAGGAUAGAGAGCGAAGAGAAUGUGGAGAGAUUAAAGAAUGAGAUGGAGGCAGGAUUUUGUCUUCAUCAGGAAACAGAGAAGGACAAGAGAACGUGUGCGCUCCAGGAGGAAGAACUCCAAGAGGAAGAAACAGAGUCGCUAGCAAUGGAAAAGGAAAAUCAGUCAAAUGAAGAGACAGAACUACUGAGGAGCGAAAAACUAAUACAGUUUUGCAAAGAGGAACUGCUGGGAGACGAAGAGGACACCGAACUUUCAAAGAAAGAUAUGAAAGCAAAUCUACCGCAGGAGAUGCCACAACGAGAUGACACAAUGGAGCAACUUAAGAGCGAUUGUGUAACAAAAAAUUGUUUUCUCGAGGAGUGGCAAUGGUCGGAAGAAGAAGGGUUGAAGACUGAGAACAGAACACAUCUCCAUCUGGAGAAAAUGAUUUCGGAGGAUGGAGAAAGAGUGGACAUGGAGGAGAAAACAUUUGUAAUCCAGGGAGAGGAAAGGAUGGAAGAGCUUUUGAAACAAGAGAACCCGGAGCUGUUGCAUCUCAUUCAGGACAAAUGGAUGAAAGAGCAAGAGGAGGAGACUGAUCAGUUGAAGAGGGACAGAGAGAAAAGAAGCCACCUUCGUCAGGAGGAAUUGAAGAAAGAGGAAGAGGAUGAGAUAGAACGACUGAAGAAGGAAAAAGAGAGAAGAUCACAUCGCCGCCAAGAGGAACUGAGGAGACAAGAAAAUGAGGAGGUGCAGCAGUUGAAAAGGGAAAAGGAAAUAAGAAUUCUCAAACGUCAGGAGGAGCUUAGAGGUGAGGAAGAAGAGAGGGAACAACUUCUGAAACAGGAAAAGGAGAGAAGAACACGUCUAUGCCAGGAACAACUGAAAAGGGAGGAGGAAGAUGAGGUGGCGCGGCUGAAGUGGGAAAAGGAGAAGAGAACACGUCUUCUACAAGAAAAGCUGUGGAGAGAAGAAGAAGAGGAGAAGUUGAACAGAGAGAAAGAGAGGAGAGCACGUCUACGUGAGAUGGAGCUGAUUAGAGAAGAGGAGGAGGAGUGUCUGAAGAAGGAAAAGGAGAAGCGAACACGUCUUCGCCAGGAGGAGAUGAGUAAGGAGGAAGAGGAAGAGGCGGAGAGGUUGAAAAGGGAAACGGAGAAGCGACUGCUUUUACACCAAGAGGAUUUGAAGAAAGAGGAAGAAAAAGAAGCGGAAAGGUUAAAAAUGGAAAAGGAAAAAAGAAUGCAUCUUCUCCUGGAGGAUCUCAAGAGGGAGGAGGAGGAAGAGCGGUUACAAAAGGAGAAGCAAAAGAGGAUGCGUCUCUGUCUGGAUGAAUUUAGAAGAGAAGAAGAGGAGGAGAUGGUGAGGUUAAAGCGGGAAAAGGAAAAAAGAGUGCGAGUCUGUAAGGAGACGUUAAGGAGAGAAGAGGAGGAGGAGAUGGAGAGGUUGAAAAGGAAGAAGGAAAAACGAAUGCAUCUUCGCCAGGAGGAGCUGAGGAGAGAAGAGGAGGAGGAGUUGGAUCACUUAAGGAAUAAAAACACGGGGCUCUUCCAAUUGGAUCUGCGGCGUGGGAAAGAGCAGAUGGACAGAUUGGUGAACAAGAAAGAAAAGAAAAUGCGUCUUCGUCAUGUGGACGUCAGGGGAGAAGAGAAGAAGAAACUGAAGAGUGAAUACAAGGACGUGCUAAAAAUCAAGACUUUGCGGGAGUGUCUCCUGGCCACGAAGAGGCACAAGGAGGACUCGGUGACCGCUAACCAGAAGGAGGAGCUGACAGAAUCUGUCCAGAAAGAGAGGGAAGAGGAGCAAAUUAAGAUCAGAAAGGCCAUGUACCGCGUCGAACACCUCACGUCGCCAGCGCACAGGAACCAAGGGCCGGUCAAUUCUGGUAUAGACGUCACACCACUAGGUGAUCCCCAUGUCGCCCACUGGAACACGCUGCAAGCGCAGGCCAAGACCGUAGACCUGAGCGUGCAAACGCUCUCUUCGAGCUCCUGGUCAAUUGCCAUGGCGGCAGGAUCUAAACCGAGCUGA